Anopheles marshallii is the source of this 1092-nucleotide messenger RNA. It is a transcript of the gene wmd, whose product is annotated as serine-threonine kinase receptor-associated protein. The record is from RefSeq and is a predicted model, not a curated record. NCBI's taxonomy places the organism in Eukaryota, Metazoa, Arthropoda, Insecta, Diptera, Culicidae. Bases 1 to 1092 code for a protein of 363 amino acids. Gene Ontology annotation, molecular function: protein binding; RNA binding. Gene Ontology annotation, cellular component: SMN complex. Gene Ontology annotation, biological process: spliceosomal snRNP assembly. The transcript has 3 exons.
AUGAAGCAGAUUCCGCUGACCUGUUCCGGCCAUACGCGACCCGUCGUGCAUCUGGAUUUCAGUGGUCAAACCGAAUGUGGAUACUUUCUGAUUUCGGCCUGCAAAGAUGGCAAACCGAUGCUGCGGAUGGGCGAUACCGGCGAUUGGGUCGGUACGUUCGAGGGACACAAGGGUGCAGUGUGGGGUGUAGCGCUGAAUGAUUCGGCGACACUAGCCGCAUCCGGGGCGGCCGAUUUUACCGGCAAAAUUUGGAAUGCCGUCACCGGCGAAGAGGUGCACAGUCUGCAGCACAAUCACAUCGUUAAAACGGUCGCGUUCAGCCACGACAGCCAGUACCUGGUCACCGGCAGCAACGAGAAGCUGGUACGGGUGUUCGAUCUGAACUCGGACGGCAAAGCGCUAGAAUCGUACGCCGGCCAUGCCGGUGCGGUAAAGCGUGCGCUAUUCUGCCGGAAUGAAACGUGUGUGAUUAGCUGUGCGGACGAUAAGUCGAUGCGGCUGUGGGAUCGCAGCACAGGGCAGGAAGUGUCCCGUGUGGAGUUUAGCUCGCAUCCGAACGGGCUCGAACUGUCCAAGGAUGGCAACAUUCUGACGGUGACGUAUGGCAACUGUACCGCGUUUUAUGAUAUGGAAACACUGACACAGCUGAAAGAGAUCACCAUUCCGACGCGCGUCAGUUCGGCCAGCUUGCAUCCGGACAAGCACAUCUUUGUGUGCGGUGGCGAAGACUUCAAAAUGUACAAGUACGAUUACAUCACGGGCAACGAGAUAGAGUCUUUCAAGGGUCAUUUUGGACCGGUUCACUCGGUGAGCUUCAGUCCGGAUGGUGAACUGUACGCCAGCGGAUCGGAGGACGGUACGCUGCGACUAUGGCAAACCACGGUGGGAAAAACGUACGGAUUGUGGAAGUGCACAGAACCGACCGAUCUCAACAAUUCCAUCAGCAAUACGGCUGCCUCUGGUGGUGCUGUGACCCCAACACCAAACAAUCCAACGGUAGCAGUAGCAGCAGUAAGCUGCCCGCCGGUGUCGUCGGCAACCGCACCGGUAACACCCACUCCAAACACCAACCGAGAAGUAACGGCCAACUGA